Molecule: messenger RNA, 1002 nt
Organism: Batrachochytrium dendrobatidis JAM81
Lineage: Eukaryota; Fungi; Chytridiomycota; Chytridiomycetes; Rhizophydiales
Exons: 2
Coding region: 1-1002 (333 amino acids)
Biological process (GO): dTMP biosynthetic process
Cellular component (GO): cytosol; mitochondrion
Molecular function (GO): thymidylate synthase activity
Source: RefSeq, a predicted model, not a curated record
AUGUAUGCCAAUGCAGAAUCCAAUUCUACUACGAAAGCCAAUACCACUAAUCCUCAUCCAGAACUGCAGUAUCUGGAUUUAGUACGGCAGAUUAUUGGUACGGGUGACCUGCGCAAGGAUCGUACUGGCACAGGCACUCUGUCGCUGUUUGCUCCUCCACAACUCCGAUUCUCACUGGCAGACAACACUCUUCCCUUGCUGACAACCAAGCGUACCUUCUUGCGUCCAGUGUUUGAGGAACUGAUGUGGUUUAUUCGAGGCCAGACAGAUAGUAAAAUUCUUGCUGGUAAAGGAGUACAUAUUUGGGAUGCCAAUGGGUCUCGGGAAGCGCUGGAUCGAGCUGGUCUUGGACAUCGUCAGGAAGGUGAUCUUGGUCCGAUCUAUGGGUUUCAGUGGAGACAUUUUGGUGCUAGCUAUGAGAAUGCUGAUACCGACUACACUGGUAAAGGGAUCGAUCAACUUGAGAAGGUUAUUGAGCAACUUGUUUCUAACCCUACAGACCGUCGUAUUAUUCUCAGUGCAUGGAACCCUCUUGCAAUUCCUGAUAUGGCUCUUCCUCCAUGUCAUAUAUUGGCUCAGUUAUAUGUAUCAACUCCGUCAGAAACUCACCCAGUACCUCGACUUUCGUGUCAGCUCUACCAGCGAUCGUGUGAUAUGGGCUUGGGAGUACCAUUCAACAUAGCUAGCUAUUCUUUACUGACAAUCAUGCUAGCUCAUGUAUGUGGGUUUGAACCUGGCGAGUUUAUUCACUGCCUCGGAGAUACGCACGUUUAUUGCAACCACAUUGAUGCACUACAAACACAACUGGAACGCACUCCUCGACCUUUUCCCAAAAUAUUCAUCAAAAGAAACGAUACAGGAACUCAGUCAUCUGAUACUGUUGAAUCUACAGCACAAAAAGUUGCUCGCUUGGUACGAGAAAUGGAGACUUUUGAAUAUGAGCAUAUAGAUGUGGUUGGAUAUACUCCCCAUAACAAGAUUGCCAUGGAUAUGUCUGUAUGA